Molecule: messenger RNA, 5053 nt
Organism: Blepharisma stoltei
Lineage: Eukaryota; Ciliophora; Heterotrichea; Heterotrichida; Blepharismidae
Source: the annotation of a GenBank genome assembly
AUGAUAUCUUCAGAACCUCAUGAGAUAUUUAAAUCAUUUGGAUCACAGCGCCCUCCUUCAGCGCCAGUCCUCGGACGAAAAAUAACAAGUGAAGCAGUAGUUGCAUCAAAUCAAGAAAACGGGACUCGAUACCCAAUUCCAAUUGUUAUAUCAUCUGCAAAGCCAAAGCCAGCUAAAAAGCCAAAGGAUAGAUACCUAGCUGACAUCUCAAAUAAGCCAAUAAAACGGUCUCAGGAUUUAAAGCCCAGGUUUAAGUCAAAAACGCCUGACCCAAUGCAGCGCAUUCAAAAAGCCCCAAGCACUAAGUCAAUUCAAAAGCCCACCACUUUAGUAAAAAAGCCUGCAGUACCAAGACGCUCUUCUGUUACUCCUCAGCCCAGAAUAAACAUUCACAAAGAAGCUCCUGAUAUAAAGCAAACCCCUAUUCAAGAAGACCAUGUAAAGUCAAUCGAUCACAUAAUUCAAAAUUCCAUCAAGAAACAAAAAGUCAAUAGAGAUUUAGCAGAAAAAAGGAAAAAACAGCUGAAUGAGAAUAAAGAAAAAGCCAAAAAACAGCUCGAAAAGCUUAAUCAAGAAACGAGGAAAGAAAAUCAAGUGAAAUUCAAGCAAAAUAAAUUCAAGCCAAAGAUCGCGUGAGGGGUAGAUGAAAGAAGGCUUAAUGGCAAAAAUGAUGAGAAAAUUAGAAAGGAAAGCGAAGAGAUAAGGAAGAGAAGAAGAGAAGAGAUUGAAAGAACGAAAAGCACAGGAAGAGCAAGAAUAGGACUUGAUGUGCUCUCUUCAUUAGUACCAAAUUACAGAUUGCGUAGCCAUAGUAACCAUGAGCAUUCGUUAACGCCAGAAAAAAAGCCAGUCAAAGAGCAUAACCCUGACAUCAUUCUCUACAUGAAGCAGCAGAAACGAUUGAGAAAAGAACAUGAAAGGAUUGAGCUUGAAAGACAAAGAGAAGAAGAAAACAGAAGACUUGAGCAGUUAAAAAGGCUCGAAGCCAUCACCAAAAAGAAGCAAGGAAAAUCAGCCAAAAAGAAAGCCAAGCCUAAGAAAAAGGUCAAGUCCAAAAAGGCUUUAAAAACAUAUGAAGAGCCUCAGUGGGUUGAUGAGAGUGAAUCUAAUAUUCCUGAAGAUGAAGAAGUUUUAGGCAUAAUGGAAGGAAUGAGGCUAGAAGACCCAUACGACUACAAUCGAGAAGGAAGAGAAUGCAAAGUCUUCGGGCACUUCUCAGAAGAACCUAACCUAAAUGGUAGAAGAAACUCCACACAAAAGGUUAAUGAUAUCGUUGAAAAAAGAAAGAAGCCUGAAAUAGAUCUUCCAACAGGAAGCGUGACAAUGCCAGCAAUGGAUGUUAAUGAUGACACCCCAGUUUUUAUUGACUCAAGAGAAGAAGAAAAAUACAAAGAUCUGUCAAGCUCAGAUAUCUCUAAAAGAAAAGAUGGAAUUAAGAAGAAACUUGCAGAACUUAGGAGCAGAGUAGAAAAAGCAAGGGAAUAUGCAAGGGAAGACUCGUCAGGCAGGUCAGCUUUAAAUGAAGAAGAAAGAAAAAACGCAGCAAUAAAAAUCCAAGCAUGGGUAAGAGGAUGGCAAACAAGAGAAGCAAUCAGGCAUUAUUUAGAAGAAAAUGAAGACGAGUCAUAUGAAGAAGAAUAUGAAGAGCAUUCUGAAGAUCACUAUGAAGAACAUUCUGAAGAUAAUUAUGAAGGGCUUUAUGAAGAUCACUAUAAUGGAAGUUAUAAAGAGCACUUUGAAGAUCAUUCUGAAGAGCGUACUGAAGAGCGUACUGAAAUGCAUUAUGAAGAACACUCUGAGGAGCAACAUUCUGAGGAGCAACAUUCUGAAGUUGAAGAAACAGAUGAAUGGCUAUAUAAACGACAAUAUGGACGCGAUAAUGAUAUAUCAUACUAUGAAGAAGAGGAUGAAGAAGUCCAAAAUAUUCUAGGCAAAAUUAAAAAGCCCAAACCUAUUAAUGUUGAGUCUUGGGGAGAAGAGGAGUCAGAAAGGCUUGAAACAGAUCCACAGUUCCAAAGGUUGUCCCCAGUUCCAACAGGCCACCGAAUUUCUUCACAAGAGUUGGAAAAACGGCUUGCUUCAGAGAGAAAAAAUCUAGAGCUUGCUAACUCUACCUCUUUUAAAGUGAGCAAAUCCAUUGAACAUCCCCUAUUUUUGGGAAUAUUAACAUCUUUAAGGCGUGAAAAAUAAUUUUUUUUAAUAUAUAAAAAAUUUUUAUAAUUAAUUUGAAUAUAAUAAUUUAUAUAACAAUCUCUGCACUCCUAUUAAAAACAUUUAGGCAACCUUGUAUUCUUAUCUAUUAUUUAGUAAAUUAAAUUAGUUUUUUUUUCAAAUAUUUUCUAAAUUUGAUUUUUUUAAACUCAAAAAUUUUUAUAUAACUUUAAUUAAAAAAAUUAAACCCCUUAAGAGCUUAAGAAUGAGCAAGAUUUUAUGUUCUUUCUUAGCAAAGGAUUAAGAAAAAACAAAAAGAGAUAGAAAGUAUCUUGAAAACCCAAAUGCAAUGGAGAGUCCAGCAGAAAGAAAACUUAUUGAAACUCAAGAAAAAAGACCUUCAAGACAUGCAAAAGGUUGCAGAGAAGCUUGGGACUGAGUCUGGUGCUAUGAAAAUCUUCCAAGAAAUUAUUGAUCGAAGAUAUGCGCAUCUUGACCAUUUAUUUGAUGAAAAUAUUGAAGCAGUGAAAGCUGCACUAGCAGAAAGAGUAGAUAGCAAUGAUGAAGGCUCUCUUUUGAGAACUUUUGAAUUCCAAAAAGCGUUAGCAAGCCAGCUGAUGGAAGACCAAACAAAUAUGAGAUUUGAUUCGCAAAGUGAGGAUAUUGAAAAAAUAAUCAGUGGCAUGAUGGCUGCCCAGUCUUCCAAAGAAACUGAAAAUGAAGAAAUUUGGCAUGAAAACCUUGCUGAGUCCAAAGGAGAAAGGAGUGUUCGGAUAAGUGAGCUCGAAAUAGAGAGCUCAAAAAUAAGAGAUGACUCUAAGUCUAACGAAAAAAGCUCACAAAUAAAUGUGAGAAAUAUUCCCUAUAUUCCAAGCCUCCCGAAGCACGAUAUUUCAGAUAGUUUUAUUGACCAAAUAAAAGGUCUCGAAACUCCUUCAAAUAAUUCUUUUAUUAUUUCUCCUCAGCCUGAUAGAGAUGAAAUUUAUAUUGAAUCCCCUUGUGAAGGAACAAUAACCUCAGAAGAACCCCUAAUGGAAGACCCAAGGAUUUCAACCGAGGUUGGAGAAGAACCUUAUCUAGAGUUUUCGCAUCCAGCUCAAAUAUCAACAAUUCCAACAAUCCCUGAUGAGCCAUCAAUACCAGAAUUUGAAGCUACUGACUCCCUCCCAGUGAGUAAACAAACAAAUUUUGUUCGCUCAUGGAAAGGGGUAAAUUUUUUGAAAAAAAUUAUAUAUAAACUUUAUAAUAAUUUUUUUUUUUCGAAAUUAAACAGAAUCAAUUCGCAAAAUUGAAAAGUAAAAUUAAUUCAAUUUCCCAAAAUUUAUGUUAAAAAUGCCACCUGUUUAAAAUUAAACAGAAUUAGUUAGAGAUUUCAUAUAAUAAUUGCCAUUAUUCCUCGAAAUUUUUUUUAAAUUUUUGUUUGCUCAUGAAAUGGGUAUUUUACCCAAAAAUUGUGAUUUUUUUGAAUGAUUUUGUUCGCUCACGGAGGGGGAGUGAGAAAUCUGAGUCAGAGUCAAUGGCUUCAUUCCAUAGUGAGGUUUAUAUUGACUCUAAAAGGUCGUAUGAAGACUUUGAGAGCGACCUUUAUCAACUGCAAUUUAUUGGGAAUCAAGUUAGUUCAGUCGAAAACAGCGAACAUCUUGAUAGUGUAUCUUCUGCAUAUAAAGAAGAGAAAAAAGAAAUUAUCGAAAACCAGGAUUCAUUUGAUGGUAUUCAUAGUCCUCCAGCUGAAGCUUCGUCUUCACUUUUAUCGCUGGAUCCAAACCCUCCUGAAGCAUCUAUUGAUGAUACUAGCAAAUCUUCUUCUAGUCGUGAUAUUUCAGACAGACAAUUACCAGCAAAUCCUAAAGGGAGCCCGCAGAAUCUUGACAUUAAAGAUCUCGGCGAAAUCGAGACGAGGAUCAAAAAGUCUCCAGAAAUUCCAAAACUGAAAAUUAAUAAAACUUCGUUUGAAAAUGAACAAAACUCUUCAAGCUUCCAGAGCCCUGAGCCUUCCCCACAAAAGCUUGAUGAUUCAAUACCUUUGGAAGGAAAAAAUAAGAACAAAAAAUUUGAUGAAGAUCUAUAUGAAUUGGAUAAAAGUACAGAAUUUCUAUUUGAACCUGAAGAUGUAGCAAAUAUUUCUGAAGUGCUGCUUAAACAACUCUUAUCAGAGGAAAUUGCAAACGCAAUAAAACCUGAAAAAGAGUGGCUUAAAAUAAUCAAAAUUGACAGUCAGCCAGCUGUAGAUACUGAUGCAAAAGCAGUUGACAGCUACCUGGAGAAACUUCUGACCUUAAUUCAUGAUAAUGCUCAAGACAUCGAAUAUUCUUUAUCUACUCCUGUCCCUAACAGCCCAAUGGAAAUGCUCUCCAAAAUGCAAGAAAAUGAAAUAGGAACAGCCGUAAUCCCAGACAUCCCUCCACCAAUCCUUAACAUCGAUAUGUAUUUAGAAAUUGAAAAGCAAAUUUCUGACCGAUCUCUUGACCCCGCAGUCCAAGAAGCCCAGCAUAUCCACAAUAAAAUGAUUUUUGACUCUUUCAACGAAAGUCUACAAAAGCACCGCAUCUAUGGUGAAACUGGAGAGCCACUGCCCUGGAGCUUUGAUAUUCGCGCCAUUCAUUACCAAUACCCUAACAUAAAACAAAUUUGUGAGAAAUCCAAAGAAGAAGUUUUGCUUUGGAGCAGUAUGCAGGCAGGAAAAGUUCCUAUUUUAGAAAGCAAUAAGAGUUCUGGAAACAUUGACGAAGAAAUGCUUCAAAAUAUCAGGGAAGAUAAAUUAGCCAGUAUGCUUGCACUCGAAGUGGUAGAGCGAGACCACCAGUGGGUGAACUAUGAAUUCGAAGAAAACCAAGUGAAGCUUGAUAUUGCUGACAUGGUGCUUGAACAUUUGGUGACAGAAGUGAUCACUAUACUUGAAUAA